UUUUCCUAUAAUAUUAUUGCACAGUUCAUGUAAACGUGACGUCACUUUAUAAAAAUAUAUACUCAAUUAUAUCUCUGUGUAUUCACGACAUUUUUAUAUAUCCACUAUUUGUGUAGACAGUUUUAAUAUCCAGUGUUAGUGAGUGUUUUAAAUCCAGUUUUGAUGUAUUUAUAAAUAUCCAACAAAUCAAUAUAAACAACGAGAUGGCUCAACCUCCGCAACAAGGGUUCGUGCCGGAGAAGAUUCAGGAGUUCAACAGGAGAGCCUCUCAGGAGAUGUCAGAGGCCAUCACCCAUCCGAAACUGCGAGCGCAGGAGACUCCUAAGAAGGAGGCUCACCAAAACGGGACUGACAAACCUAACGAAAAGCCUAUGAAAGAUGAGAAGUCCAAAGUGGAGACAGGUUACGCGUCCCGCCAGAACUUGGAUAGCAAGAACCCAUUCUCUCCCAACUUCUACCGGAACAGCCGCCCCCACGGGCACUUCGAGAUGGGGCCGCGCGGGCUCGACUACUCCCCGCACCGCAUGGGCUUGGACUUCUCCAACAGACUGAGAGACUACGGCCCGCAGCGGUCCACCUCCAUCCACGGGCACGAGCUGACCGACGCGCCGAUGAAGCCGGAGUACCUGGGGCACCGCAGCCACUUCGGCAGUCAGAUCGUCCCGGGCGGGAUCAACCACCCGGACGUAGUCUUCCGUCAUGACUACUACAGCCAGAUGGGGUUCUCACCGCCCCGGGCUUCGCGGUUCUCAUCUCAGGAGUACUUGAACGCGCCGACGCAGUACGGGCGCUGGCCUGACUACCGCCAGGAGUACCGCCAGCGGAGACGCUCCCAGCAAGACCUGCACUCGCUCGGACAGAGUCCUGAAUCAGUAACAGCGCUCCGCGAGCACUGGGACGAGGCGAAUGCUCGCGUGCUGCAGCGCAAGGCGCAGCUGGACGCGAUGCUGGGCGACUCGCAGCGGUACGAGGCGCGGCGGCGCGACGCGGACGCCUGGCUAUCGCGCAUGGAGGCGCGCCUCGCCGCCAUGCAGCCGCCGGCCAACACCGCUGAUGUGUUGGAGAUGCAGCUUAGGGAGCAAAAGUCCUUCCACGCUGAAGUGCAUCAAUACAAGCACCAGAUCGAGCUGUUUGGGCAGCUGACACAGCGUCUGAUUGCUGUGUAUCGCAAUGAUGACACUACUCGCAUCAAGCGGUCCACUGAAGCUAUCAACCAUAGAUACAACGAGCUUAAUAACAGUAUUGUCGCCCGCGGCAAGGCGCUGCAUUCAGCGGUAUCGUCGCUGCAGAACUUCGAUCGUUCCUUGGAAAAGUUCGUGGCGUGGCUGAGCGAAGCGGAGUCGUUGCUGGACGCUGCUGAGAGAGACCCUCAUCUGUUAAAGGACCUCCAAUCUGAGAUCGAGACCCACCGCGAUGUGUACGCGUCGCUCACAGGCACGGGGCGCCGCCUGCUCGGCUCCCUAUCCUCGCAGGAGGACGCCGUCAUGCUGCAGAGGAGGCUAGAUGAGAUGAACCAGAGAUGGCAUCAUCUCAAGUCCAAGAGUAUGGCUAUCAGAAACCGUUUGGAGAGCAACGCGGAGCACUGGUCAGCUUUACUGCUGUCGCUUCGAGAACUUACCGAGUGGGUCAUCCGCAAGGAGACGGAACUGAACGCGCUCGCCCCGCCCAAAGGCGACCUGCCCGCCCUGCUGAAACAACAGGAUGACCACCGCGCUUUCAGAAGACAGCUGGAAGACAAGCGUCCAGUCGUCGAGAGCAACCUCCUGAGCGGUCGCCAAUACAUCGCGAAUGAACCACCUCUCUCGGACACGAGCGAUACCGAAGCAGGUCGCGACAACGAAGGUGACUCCCGAGGCUACCGGUCCGCGGAGGAGCAGGCGCGAGAGCUGGCCCGCUCCAUCCGCCGCGAGGUCGCCAAGCUGGCUGACAAGUGGAACACGCUGGUAGACCGCAGCGACGCCUGGGGACGGUGCCUUGAUGACGCUGUGCAGCGCGUCCGCACCUUCACAACAUCACUAGACGAGCUCGCCGGACGGGUCCAGGCGGCUGAGGCCGCUCGUUCGUCCUGGCGCGGUCCGGGUGACGCGAGGGAUGCGCGCGCGCAGCUCGACGCGGUCUCUCGUGCGCGGGCGCAGCUGCCCCCGCUGCGGCGGCUGGCUGACGAGCUGCAUGCGCAAGCGCAACAGCUAGCUAGAGAUAAAAUACAGCUGCCUGAUCACUUGUUGGCUAGGCUUGAUGAUCUGAACACAAGGGUAUCAGGUCUGGUCUCCGGCGGCGAGGAGCGCGUGCGCCAGCUCGCCGGUGUAGCCCGGGAUGGCGGCGCGGGCGCAGCGCAGGGCUUCCUAGCCGGGUCUGUUGAGCCCCCGUGGGAGAGAGCCGUCACUCCCGCCAACGUUCCUUAUUAUAUCAACCAUGAACUGGAGACGACCCACUGGGACCAUCCGAAGAUGAUAGACCUGAUGAACUCGCUGGCCGACCUCAACGAAGUGCGCUUCUCAGCGUACAGGACCGCGCUCAAACUUAGGACCGUGCAGAAAGCGUUGUGCAUGCACAUGCUCCAAUUGCCGGCCGCACUGGAAGCCUUUGACUCGCACGGGUUGCGCGCGCAGAACGACCGCCUCAUCGACAUCCCUGACAUGAUCACUGUUCUUACGUCGUUGUAUGAGGUAAUAGCAGCAGAAAACCCAAGCCUGGUGAACGUCCCUCUCUGCCUGGACCUGUCCAUCAACUGGCUCCUGAACGUGUACGACAGCCAGCGCACCGGACAGAUCCGGGUGUUGAGCUUCAAGGUGGGGCUCGUGCUGCUCUGCAAGGGGCAUCUCGAGGAGAAGUACAGGUAUCUCUUCCGACUGAUAGCUGACCCGACUUGUCGCGCUGACCAAAGAAAACUCGGACUCUUGCUACAUGACUGCAUACAGGUACCAAGACAAUUGGGUGAAGUGGCGGCAUUCGGAGGGUCGAACAUAGAACCCUCAGUGAGGAGCUGCUUCGAGCAAGCUUCUGCUGCUACCAAAGAAGGCAACAAGGGAGGCACUCUCGAUAGGAAAGUUGUUAAUCUUCCAGAGAAGGAGAAGGAGAAAGAAGAACCUCCUAAAGACAAGACCUUGGAGCGCGACGCGGACGGCCAGCUGCAGUACAUCGAGGCGUUCCACUUCCUGCAGUGGCUGCAGAAGGAGCCGCAGUCCAUGGUCUGGCUGCCGGUGCUGCACCGCCUCGCGGCCGCAGAGACUGCGAAACACCAGGCCAAGUGCAACAUCUGCAAGGAGUACCCGAUUAUUGGGUUCAGAUACCGAUGCCUGAAAUGCUUCAACUUCGACAUGUGCCAGAAAUGCUUCUUCAACGGUCGCAAAGCUAAGAACCACAAGCUCACCCAUCCCAUGCAGGAGUACUGCACCGCUACCACAUCUGGCGAGGAUGUCCGUGACUUCACUCGCGCUCUCCGCAACAAGUUCAAGUCUGCUCGCUACUUCAAGAAGCAUCCCAGAGUCGGCUACCUGCCCGUUCAGACUGUACUCGAAGGCGACGCGCUGGAGUCCCCCGCGCCGUCCCCGCAGCACGGCGCGGGCGCGGCGCUGGGCGGGGACGACAUGCACUCGCGCCUCGAGCUGUACGCCACGCGCUUGGCGCAGGUCGAGCUGGGCGCCAAGCCCGGGGACACGCCUGACAGCGAUGAAGAGCAUCAGCUGAUCGCGCAGUACUGUGCGUCCCUGAACGGCGGCGGCGAGGCAGACGACGCGCCGCGCUCGCCCGUGCAGGUCGUGUCCAUCAUACACCGCGAGCAGAGACACGAGCUGGAGGCUAUGAUCAGGGAACUGGAAGAAGAGAACGCUAGCCUGCAGGCUGAAUACGAGCGCCUGAAGGCCAAGCAGACUCCAGGAUCCACUCCUGAGGAGCAACACGGUGUCAACGAGAACAGGAACGCUCCUGUUGACCAGGACAUGAUGGCCGAAGCUCGCCUGCUGCGCCAGCACAAGGGCCGCCUGGAGGCGCGCAUGCAGAUCCUCGAGGAACACAACAGGCAGCUCGAGGCACAGCUGCAGCGGCUGAGAAGACUGCUCGAUGAGCCUGCUCAGGGUUCGCCCCCGGCUCGUACGGGCACACUCCAGACUCGCUCUGUGACUGCUUCACAGCUCGCCACUGACUCGCCGGCUAAGAUGCACAACGGAUUGUAUCAUGAGUCCCAAACCAAUGACCUUGGCCGCGCCGUCGAAGAGUUAGUGUCAGUGAUGACGGAGGACAACCCAAACCAAACAUCGAACUCUCCUCCGCAGUACACCAACGGGAAACCUCCCACCAAAGAGUAGUUCAGCGAGUGGUUCCCAACGCAUGGUGCUGCCGGCCUCGGCCACAACCAUGAGACCUUCGGACUAGCAACACUGUCGAUACCAAGCGAACGCUUCUAUCCUAUGAACAUCGAAGUAUUAUACAAUUUGUACAGUAUUUCUACUAAUUUUCGACUCAUCACUAACAAUACCUGCACAUGCUGUCUCUAUCUUAUACAUGAGCUCUAACAUUCCACAACAUUUCUAAUCGGGUGGGCUUCGGGGAAAGAUACUAAAAGUAGAAGCCUGUAAGGAACCAGCUAUAUAGAACUAACGGUGUUAUUGUCUAGUAUUAGUUCAUUGUAGCGUCGUUUCAAGACGAUAGUCGUAUGCAACGCUUAUUGUAUAAAUAAGGGCACGCCAUUGUUGCAGUACGUAUCGUGAAUGAGUCGCUUUCAUUUCUAACAGUUUGUAGAUUCCUGUAGAUAUCCCUGACAGAAUUUCUACUGUUUUUGUUUUUCCCCUCUAUCACUCCGACAGUGUUGCUAGAACGAAACGAUCCAACGAAAAAGACACUGUAACGAGCAUUUAUACAUAUAUAUUUAACAAAAAUUGUACCAAAUUUGUGGAUACUUGAUAUUUUAAUCGUUUAAGUACAUAUCUUGUUAGUACAAUCUCCAUUAUAUAUCAUAUCACUUCUUGUAUACUUCCAUAUCAUUUUUGCUGUGUAACAUACAAGCGUUAUGUAUUAUAUCACGUGAAACGAACAAGCGACGUGGGCACCGACUAAUCGGUGGUCUAUAUUGUUUACAAGGCAGCUCGGUUGGUUUGACCACAUUUUAUCAUAUCAGCAAGCAUUCUACGUAACCAUAUCCAUCUUUUCUAUGAUUAUACAAGGAACAUACAGAAUUUAUGAAACCACUACAAUAGUAAGAAAACUAUAAAUGUGGUCACACUGAACGCUUAAAGCUGAGAGCUUUAAUAGGAUCACAACUAGCUUUAAUACCACAACUGUGACAUAUUUUGAUAAAUAAUGCAACACAAACGGAUGCAACCUCGAUGUUUAUACCGCAACCACUGGAAGGGCCUAAGUUUUAGUGGAAAUGUAUAUAGAUAUAGAUCGACCUCUCUGAUUUAUGAAAAUGUAUGCCAUACACUGUGGCAGUAGGUAAAGUGGAUUCGUUAACAAUUUUGCGAGUAGUAUUUAGAUGUAGCCAAAAUGAUAUCAAGCAUGUUAUUUAUAUGCAUGUUUGUGUAUGUUAAACAUUUAUCGAGUUAUCAAAAAUGUAUCGUUAGAUGAUGAAAAAUAAUAAUCGAAGUGCUUCUAUGCAGAGUAGACAGUUUCCUUUCCUUCAUAGUUAGGUCUGCGGGAGCCGGGACUGCGGUCCGGCGUGGCCCACAGUCGCGGUCCGCGCCAGAUAGUACUGACGGACUGUAGAAACUCUUCUUAGAAACUAAAUAACAUUGUAUCCAAAACUUUUUCACUAUUACAAAAGGCAUGACACGUUUUUCGAUUAGGCUAUUUUGGGUGCGACGAUUUUUAUGUCGUAUACCGAUAUGUAUCUCGAUAUGUACCGUGUGUCUACUAGUAAGAUGCUGCCUACCUUUUUUAGAUAAGGAUAUAUUGGAGAGACUUUUAUACGAUCGUUAAAUAAUCCUGUUGAAGCUAACUUUAAAUUAAGACAUCGGAUCUAACCAUAUCAUGGUUUAUUUUAUUUUUUUCGUCGCGACAGUACACCGACAUUUUGAAUUACCGGCACUUUUUGACGCUGGCAACAUUCCGGAAUGUCGGCCUACCUAGCGACUGUUACUUAAAUUCUUAUUAAUUUCGCUAAUAUAGUAUAUAAGAAAAAAGCACAAUCUUUAUUAUUAUUUUUAACGAAAAUAGAAAAUAAAAAUUUACACUAAUAUAUUGUUAAUAAUUUUAUUUUUGUUUAUUGCGUAGUACGGUAGUCUUCUGUUUACGAAAUUUAAUUAUUAUUUUAAUAUUGGCAACUUUAUGAAAUGUACUACUUCCGCAUUUAUUUGUAUUUUGCUGUGUUUAAAAUGUUUUUAGAAGUUAAACACAAAUAAACAUUCAACAUAGUA
Molecule: messenger RNA, 6350 nt
Organism: Trichoplusia ni (cabbage looper)
Lineage: Eukaryota; Metazoa; Arthropoda; Insecta; Lepidoptera; Noctuidae
Product: dystrophin-like
Exons: 24
Coding region: 204-4304 (1366 amino acids)
Biological process (GO): synaptic signaling
Cellular component (GO): plasma membrane
Molecular function (GO): zinc ion binding; protein binding
Source: RefSeq, a predicted model, not a curated record